This is a messenger RNA of Mus pahari (shrew mouse), 1849 nucleotides long. RefSeq names its product interferon-inducible GTPase 1-like. The record is from RefSeq and is a predicted model, not a curated record. The coding region runs from base 14 to 1255 and encodes 413 amino acids. Gene Ontology annotation, biological process: defense response; cellular response to interferon-beta. The transcript has a single exon. Gene Ontology annotation, molecular function: GTPase activity; GTP binding. Lineage: Eukaryota; Metazoa; Chordata; Mammalia; Rodentia; Muridae. Gene Ontology annotation, cellular component: endoplasmic reticulum membrane.
UUUGCUCACAAUCAUGGGUCAGCUCUUCUCUAAUACACCAAAGAAUGAAGACAAUGGAAAUUUGGAGUCCAGCUUUUCUGAAUAUUUUAGGAAUUAUAAGCCAGAAAACCAAAUCAUUUCUGAGGAAACCAUCCAUUCAAUAGAGUUAUGCCUGAAAAGGGGGGAUCUUCAGAGAGCAAACUCUAUAAUCUGUGAUGCACUAAAAAAUAUUGAUAAUGCCCCAAUAAAUAUUGCUGUGACGGGAGAGUCUGGAGCAGGGAAGUCCAGCCUCAUCAAUGCCUUGAGACAGGUUAAACACGAAGGGAAAGGUGCAGCUAAAGUGGGGGUGACAGAGACAACCACGAAGGUAGAUUCAUACAAACACCCCAAAAUUAAAAAUUUGACAUUAUGGGACCUGCCUGGUAUUGGAACUAUGAAAUUUCCACCAAAAGAUUAUCUAGAAAAAGUAGACUUCAAAAAGUAUGACUUCUUCAUUAUUGUUUCUGCCACACGAUUUACAAAGCAAGAACUAGACCUUGCCAAAGCAAUCAAAAUUAUGAAAAAGAAUUACUACUUCGUGAGAAGCAAGGUGGACUUUGAUCUAGACAAUGAAAAGAAAUCCAAACCAUCUGACUUUGUCAGAGAAGACAUCCUGAUUCAGAUCCGAAAAUCCUAUCUGGAUACCUUUAGGGAGAAUAAAAUUGAUGCACCUCAGAUUUUCUUGAUAUCUAGCCACAACUUAUCUGACUAUGAUUUUCCAGCCCUGAUGGACACCCUUGUUAAGGACCUUCCUACUGAAAAGCGCCGCAACUUUCUGCUUUCCUUGCCUAAUAUUACUGAGGCAGCCAUUCAAAAAAAGUACAACUCUGUUAAGCAGUUUAUCUGGUUGGAGGCCAUGAAGGAUGGACUUUUGGCGACUGUUCCUGUACUGGGCAUUUUACAGGACUUGGAUAUGGAGAGGCUGAAGAAGAGUUUAGACUACUAUCGUGACCUCUUUGGAGUCGAUGACGAAUCCCUAAAGCUCAUGGCUAAGGAUGCCCAAGUGCCUGUUGAACUGCUGAAAAAAAAACUUAAAUCUCCUUAUUUGUUGAAACUUAAGGAGGAAACAUUAGGAGCAUUGCUUUUGAACUAUUUGGAGAAAUUUGCCUCAGCUAAUGGUGGGCUCCUGGCAACAGGUCUUUACUUCAGGAAAACCUACUACCUACAAUUUCAUUUCCUUGAUACAGUGGCUGAAGAUGCCAAAGUUCUCCUUCAAGAGGCAUAUCCAAAAAAAUAGCUCAAACUCAUCUUGCCCAUAGCUUCUGACAAUUACAAGGCCAGCUGGUUAAUACCAGGGAAUCAUUAGAUAAAUUCCCAUUCUGACAUCUUUUCUGUAUACUAGCCAAUCUACUACAUCUACAGGAGAAACCUAAGGAAUAGGGUCAUGGGUAAUACUAUGUCAGAACCUGACAAUCUCCAAUCCCUCUUCAACUCUCUAUAUUCCCUAAAACCUUGUUCUCUGUCUUUGAACUCCACGUGUAUGCUUGUACACACACACACACACACACACACACACACACACACACUCCUGAACAUUUCUUCUCGCUCUCAUUAAUCCUGUGUUGGAAAGUGAAUUGCAUGACUUACAAAUUCUAUUAACAAGAAGCCUUUAAGAACCAAAGUAAAAGAAAUCAUAGCCACCAAUCAUAAGUUUACAGUUACUAAUCAAUUCCUAAAAUACCUAUCAUAAUCUUUCUAGAUACAAUAAAGAACAUCAAUAAUUUUGUGCCAGGUCCUGUGGAGAACCCUGGGUUCCUUCUUUCUAUCAUUGUCUAUCUUGAUUAUGAUUGUGAAGAAAUGUUAUAAUACUUAAUAAAUUGUUGAUUACAAA